AGUCCGGACUCUCCCACCCACCCACAGUGCAAAGCCCGUAGCCACACAUUUCUACAGCAAGUUUAUGAGGAGGAAGUGGUAAUUACUGUACUGCUAUCUGAACUUGAGAAUGUAAUCUGUGCUGCUUCUCUUCGCCUCUUCUGCAGCUUUAAACUAAAAGAAAAAUGUCCGGAACGAUCAAGGAAUUCAAUUUAAACUACGACGCGGUGAACCAGCAGAACACCUUCAGCAGCGGAGAUCUUCUCCAGGGACGGGUCAUUCUGGAACUCGCCAAAGAAGCGAAUAUCAGCAGCUUAUACAUCAAGUUUAAGGGAGACGCGGACGUGAGGUGGUCGGAGAGGCGCAAUGAUAGGAACCACACCUACCACUCCCACGAGAGAUACUUCAAAAUAAAGCAGGUCUUUAUUCAGGACCCCUCCAAACCGGUGCAAAACGAGCCAAACACCAUUUUAGUAACUGGAGAGACCUACAGUAAUGUGGUUAGGCCAGGAAGACAUGUAUAUCCAUUUAGCUUUCAGCUGCCCCACGGGAAUAUGCCACCAUCUUUUAAAGGAUUCUAUGGCUCGAUUAAGUACACUUUGGAAGUUUCAUUAGAUCGUUCCUGGAAGAUGGCUCGCACUGCAACAGCAGAAAUCAACUUCUUGCCAAAGUUCGCUGCUGGUGGCCCUUUAUUGAACCCGCAGAGUGGUGGCAUAGACAAAAAGAUGACACUUUUCACGUCUGGAAGUGCCUCGCUGAACGCAACUAUUGACAGGAUGGGUUAUGUUCUAGGUGACACCAUCAAGGUUUCCACCAAUAUCAAUAACUCUUCCUCUCGUGAGCUAAAACUGAAGUACAGUCUUGAGCAAAGACAGACCUUCCUUGCACAAGGCAGGUCAAAGCAUUCGUCCAAAACUAUUUUCAAAGUGGUUGGGGAUCCUAUCCCAACUGGAACAAAGCAAGUAGUCAACACGGACCUGAAGCUCCCAGCCAACAUGGAACUAACCAUAAACUGUGGGAUUAUCAAACUGGAGUACGUUCUGAAGGUCUAUCUGGAUGUCCCAUAUGCUAGUGAUCCAGAGAUCAAAUUUCCAGUCAUCAUUUCUGGAGGCCAGUUUCUUGCGCCAUGGCCAAACUCUCAACCCUAUGGGCCCAGUCCUCCACCUCAGCAUGCCUUUGGUCCCGGUCUUCCACCUCAACCUGCAUUUGGGCCUGGUCCUCAACCUCAGCCUGGAUUUGGGCCCGGUCCUCAACCUCAGCCUGGAUUUGGGCCCGGUCCUCAACCUCAGCCUGGAUUUGGGCCCGGUCCUCAACCUCAGCCUGCAUUUGGGCCUGGUCCUCAACCCCAGCCUGGAUUUGGGCCCGGUCCUCAACCUCAGCCUGCAUUUGGGCCCAGUCCCCCUGGUGCUUCCUCUGGACCACCACCAGCACUUUACCCCAAUCUGUACCCUUCAUCUGCAUAUCCACAGCCAACCAAUCCAGGAGCUCCUCCUCCUUCUUAUACAGACGUCUACCCAAAUCAAAACCCAACAGUUCCAGGAUUUGAGCAAUCAGCUGGAGUCCUCCAUACUCCAUCAGCUCCUCCUCCAUACUCAGCAAUGGAUUAUCUAGGCCCUUCUGCUCCACAGCAGCAGCAGCAGCAUCCCGCACCAAGUGCCCCAGAGUUCCAUUCAAAUCCAUCUGCUCCAGCCUACGGUCAAGCAGCAGGUAUCCCAGGAUAUUGGCCAAAUUCAGCUAAUCCAACCAACCAACCAGAGCCUUAUCCAACUAAGCCACAAGAAAAAUAAGUACAAUCAGAUGUGCCUUUUAGGUCUUUAUAUAAGGAGGUGGCUGCAAUUUGUGCUUUAUGUAAUAUGUAAAUUGUACAAAAAAUUUACAUAUGUACUUUACAAACCAUUUAUGUUAGUGUUUUUUUGUUGCUUUAUUUGUAAGGUAUGUACUGAGAGCAGCUAUGUGAAAUCCUUUAUAAUUUACACUCCUGAUCAUUACCACUGUCAGCACUGUUCAUUUUUCCAAAUAAUGCUAAAGCUACUGCAGUGCCUUUCUGUACAGUAGUGUGCUAAAUGUCUGAUCCCCUGGAUAUAAUUUCUGUUCCUGUAUACUAGAAGAGUAGAAGUCCACAAAGCACUCUCUAAAUAUGAAACUUAUUUUUUUUUUUACUUUUUAAAGCAUGAUUAGUGUGCGAUUUGUUUUUGUACAGUUUUAAAGUGGAACCAAAAUGCAAAUAAAUGGCUUAUUUGUAAACAUUA
Messenger RNA from Astyanax mexicanus (Mexican tetra), 2228 nucleotides. RefSeq names its product arrestin domain-containing protein 3. Gene Ontology annotation, cellular component: cytoplasm; plasma membrane. Bases 165 to 1766 code for a protein of 533 amino acids. The transcript is spliced from 7 exons. The record is from RefSeq and is a predicted model, not a curated record. Lineage: Eukaryota; Metazoa; Chordata; Actinopteri; Characiformes; Acestrorhamphidae. Gene Ontology annotation, biological process: protein transport.